Clunio marinus is the source of this 282-nucleotide messenger RNA. NCBI's taxonomy places the organism in Eukaryota, Metazoa, Arthropoda, Insecta, Diptera, Chironomidae. The record is from the annotation of a GenBank genome assembly.
AUGAUAGUUGUUGAACGAGAAAUGCGAGUGAUGGAAAAUGCGAACAAAUUAGAAAGAAAGAAGAAAAAACAGCGGAAAAAUCAAUACUUUGCUGUAUGGGUGAGGGAAUAUUUUUCUGUGAUGAUAUCAGAACUUAAUGCUCAAUUUAUUAAAGCAGGAAAAAUAUUUUCAAACUCAUCUGAAAUGUCAAAACGCAAUGAACAAACAUAUAAUCCCCAAUCAAGUUUUAAGCGUCAUACACAAAGGCACAUAGCGAUCAUAAAACAGCACGAUUUUAAUUAA